This is a messenger RNA of Pisolithus orientalis, 978 nucleotides long. RefSeq lists its product as uncharacterized. Bases 1 to 978 code for a protein of 325 amino acids. The record is from RefSeq and is a predicted model, not a curated record. The transcript has 13 exons. NCBI's taxonomy places the organism in Eukaryota, Fungi, Basidiomycota, Agaricomycetes, Boletales, Pisolithaceae.
AUGCUGCACUUCGGCUGGCUGAUUGCGCGUUGGUUACUCGUCGACACAGCACAAUUGACAGUGGCGGGAGGACAGGAUGUCACAGGAUCCAAUCAAGCGGAUCAUACUUUGUGGGAGAACGUACUUGUGAUUGGCAUGGCCUUGCGCACGAUCGCAUACUAUAUCACCUGCUGCCACUGGGCAGGAAUUGGCAUGCUGUGGCAAAUGCAGGCUGCAGCAUUGCAACAAGUGUCAAGCUUAUUUGCUGGAUCACUGUCCACCAGCACAGUGGUACUUGUCACUGGUCUGUGCAAAGUAAACGAUAAAGCUCGUGCCAUGGAUGAUAUCCUGCCGCAGCCGAGGGAACAAGUAGCAUGUGGCACCUCAAACAACAUUGACACCUCCAGAAAGACGCCAGAUUUGUUUCCCCCUGUCAAGCAUACCCGACACCUACCGCACCAGUGGUCCGGCGGCGCUGGAUGGAUAGGGAAGUAUUUGUUCUUCGUAGAAUUCGGACGAGGUCAACAGGCCGGUCGAGUGACUGGUAACCCUGUCGUGCCUGCAGAAGGAUACUGUGGUCGAGGCUCAAGUUUGGAACAGAUUGAAUCAGACCUUCUCUUACUCACUGGCAAGCGGCCCCAAAGCCCGUCCCACGUCAUGAGCACUGUUGGCGGCUCUUCCACAACCGUUGACGGCACGUUGAUCCCUGUGUUCAUUGGCAAACCUUCUUCUCGAAUUCUACGAGGCACCGAGUCGACUGGACCUGCCCCAACCACAUUUCUCAUCAAGAUAUGCCCAGCUCGUAAUUCAUCUUCGAGUUCAAAAUGCAUGCACGAGCACGCAUACGCUCAUCCGCAUCGCGUGGUCAUACGAAAGAAGAGGACGUUUAUGAUGGACCCUAAGGUUGUUCCCUCUUCUGACGUCAACAUUGUCUUCUCGGAUCCAGAGAGUCACGGGCACAUAACACCCCGCUUUUUCGAGCCGGAUACGAAAUACUAA